AUGUUGCUGGAGUCACAUGAUAAAUUAUUUGGCAAUACAGAAGCAAACAAUUUAAAACAAAACUCAGCUUUUCUUCGAAAAAAAAGAAAUUAUUGCUUUAAAAUACUCGGGAAAAUCUUCAAAUCAAAAUAUAGCUUAAACUGCAAACUCAGAACACAGAUAAUUUUUGAAUCGCUAAUAAAUUGAAUAAUCGCUCUACAAAUGAUUUCUAUGACUUGGUAUCCAAAUAUGGGUGUGAAAGGGUGAAAUAAUUACUCGUCAUUUUGAAAUUUUAUUAAUUAUUUCGAUUUCAAUAACCUUUCCCAAGAAUUAGGAAUAGCAGAAUAUUGGUUUUAUACAAACAUAGCAGUCCUGACAGCUUGCAUUUUAUCAGUGAUUUUACUAUUUGUAUUAAAUAUUUUUGAUAUAAAACUCCCUAGGCUAUUUUUAUAUGCAUUAAAAAAAACUCUUGUGAUUUUUGUGAGUAUUUUUUAUAUCCCUUCAUUAGUUCAGCUUACGAUGGCUUUUAAGUAUUCAGCCUUAAAUUAUUCUAAAAUAGAAGAAUUCUCUGAUAAUUUGGAUUCCUCUAUUCUUGAUUAUGGAGUCUUUGGUGCUAUUUUUAGCAUUUUUCUUAUCAUAUUUUUAGUAUCUUUUGCUUUUUUUUGCUGACUCCCCCCUCUGUGAGCGAAAAAAACAAUUUUGUUCGCUCAAGGAGGGGUUAAUUUUUUUUCGAAAUUUAAAAAAAAUCCUACUCCACAAAAAUUCCAAACAAAAUAUUUUGUUUAAUUGUGUUGAAUUUAUGUUUUAAAAUACAAUUAAAAAGAAUUAGCUCGAUAUUUCAUUAUAUAAAUAUAACUAUAUAUCAAAAAGUUUUUGUUUGCUGAGCUUUUAACAGUUGAUAUUAGGCAUGUUUUCGCACGCAGAUCAAUUACAACCCGCUCUCAUUCUUCUCUAGAUCUUCAGCUGCUGGUAUUUAGGACAUCUGAAAGUUUGGUCUAUGUUUUAUUAGGAAAACAAAAUAUCGAGUGAUACCAAAUAUUUUUACUAUUUUUUUCAGCUUUAAUUGCAUUAGAAGGAACAUCAAAAUUACCUUACUACAACAAAAUCGAAAAUACAAUAAAAAUCUGCAGAUAUUUUUGUAUUGUCUUUUGGCUUAUAAUUUUCCUUAUAGGCAAUGCAAUGAAUAAUGCAACAAUUAUUUUUGCGCUAAAUAUCUUCGUACAGCCUCCAUUAGUGCUGAUUAUAUCUAGAUAUAUCAACACUAGAUUUAACCAACUUCAAACCCAGCCGAUAAGCUAUGAAAAUCAAUAUGAUUUCGAAAAAACAAUGCGGCACCGUCUAUGUGACAAAAAAUUAGCUGACAAGCUUCAGGUGCUAAAUUCCUUCUCAAUUUGUUACAAAAAUAAAAAAUUCAGAAAAAACAAGCUUUUUGUGAUAUGAGAAGUAAAUUUUUGCUUAUAUAUAUUAAAUGAUGAAAGAUUAGCCAGAAUAAAGCUGACAAAAAUAAAUACAGUCACUUCAAGCCUAGAAGGGGAUAUACAAGAAUGAAGAGCUUUAAAAGAUUUUAAAGAAAGAGACAACGAUCUUGCUGACAUAAAUUAUUUAGAAUAUUUAGAUGACCUUGACAAAAUCAAGCGCCAAGACGAAGAAAUUUGCUGCACGUUAAUAGACUUAUGGUCAGAAUUUUCCUCAAAAUUCCCGCAAUAUAAAAAAAUUUAUCGUUUAUCGAUCCGAACUUCACAGCUUUUGACACAAAUAAAAACUUUUUAUGAAAAACUAAUAGCGAAACAUAAGCAUAUACAGAUUUUUGAGCUUUACAGUACAUUUUUAGACAAUAUUUUAGGGGAACCUGAGCAGGCAAAUAUUAUUAAUAGAAAAAAAGCCAGCAUAAAAACUGAGAUCAAUCCACUUAUAGGGGAAGACAAACUUUUAAGCGCGUAUGGAGAAAAUAAUGGAAUUAUCCUAAUUUCAGUAAAUUCAAGCAAUUUAGGAGCGAUUUCUUAUAUAAACCAAAAAGCUGCUCAUAUAUUAAAAGGAUCAGUAUCAGAUCUAGUAGGGAUGCCGUUCCAUAAUUUUAUACCUUUUCCUUAUUGUGUGGGCCAUGAUGAAUAUAUGAGGGAAUUUUAUUUAAAUUGUACGUCCACAGAAAUUAUUAAACGAGGAGGGCUUUUUCUUCAAAAUACAGUUGGAUAUCUUGUAGAGUGCAAAUUUCUUAUCCGUUUAACUGCAUUUAGCAAUCUUGCUUAUUUUUUGGUGUCUUUGCGCCCGAGGCAUACAAGUCGCCAAAUUUGCCUUGUUUCUGAGCAAGGUCUUAUAUAUAACUACACAGAACUCUUCCCACACUAUAUAGGGUCGAGGUCGCAAAAUAUCCGUAACAGCGUGAUUUCAGAGUUUGUGCCAAAUUUAAAUUUGCAAGAAAUGAAUAUAUUUGAUCCGUGGAUAACCCUUCAUAGAGGCCAAGAAAUUGCAUUAAUCUAUAUAAUAAAAUGGUUUCGGAUGAAAGGGUAAUUCGCUCAUCUUUUAAAUUGCUAUAGCUUUGACCUUCACGAUAACUACUGCACAAGGGAAAAAAUGAACAGGAUUGCUUUACAUAGUAUCCUUUUCAUCGUGCUUACCACUGGAAGAAUCAGAUUGAGUAACGAAGUGUGCUAAUGCGCUAGUGUUUUUCAUAUUUCUAGACUCUAAAUUGACCUUAGGGGCAUACUGCUAAAGAGCAGCAAGGAAAGAAACUAGUACUUAAAUCUCCCCUCUUUAAAUUGGAAAAAAAUCCUAUUCUAAUUAAAUGUUUAUUUUUUUAAUAAAAAAAUUAUAUUUAAAUUUUUCAAUAUAAAUUAAAAAAAUUAAUCGAUUCAGCGUGAAAACUGUUUAAGUAGCAUUCUCUUAAACUUUUUCUAUAGAACUUUUUUUCCCAGUUUAAACGGUGGUAAAGUACCCAAAAAAUGCAAAUUUUUGCCUAUAUUUUGAUCUAAUUUAAGGGGGUAGUAGUGAAAUAUACUGAUUCUGCAUUAAUCCACACUAUAAAAAAAUUCAAGACCACGAUAAUCCAUCUUUUUGUAAUAGUUCAUGAUGAAAAAGAGCUUUUAUACCUUUUUUGUCAAAUUAACAAUAUAUAUAAUUACUUUUCUUGAAAUAAGCCAUUAAUGUGCAAAAUUCAGUAUAAAAUAGCAUACUAUGAAGAAAUGGGCAAGAUAACGAUCAAAUUGAAUACUUCCAAAACACACAACUAUACGACGAAGAAGAAAACAGCCCCGAUACAUCCCCAGAAAACUCAAUAAUUAAGCAAAUAAAAGUCAAAUUUCGCCGGCAAAAAGACACAAUAAUUUCGCUUAAAUCAUUAGACGAUGAGCCAGAGACUACAACUAAUGGAGCCUUUGACAAUACUCUAAUCGAUGACUUAAAAGACAUUGAAGUCGCUGACGAUCGGUCAGCUUCAGUCGCACAAGGCAGCAGCCUUUCUAAUUCUUCAACCGCUAUCGCAAACAGAUACAUUGACAAUUUAUUAAACAAAUUACAAUUUUUCCAAUGAAUUUUAUUAUUUUCUGUAUUUUUUAUAUAGACUUUAGCAGCAAUCGGCACAAGUGUUGGGAUUUUAGUUUAUAUUUAUGAGGACACUUCUCAUACCAGCUCUCUUUCUGUAUUUUCUACCUUUGGGAGCCUAAUGUAUAAUUUGAUGAAUUCAGCUGACUUAGUAAUUUUUGAAAUAUAAGCUGAUAUAUCAAAAUUACAAUUUUUGUAUUAAAGAUUUCUCUCUCUCUCUCAGCAAGAUCUAUUGAUAAUGAAAUAAGAUAUGGGGUUUAUAACCUCACAAGGGAUUUCGGACUUUUUGGGGAUACAAUAAACAAUAUAAAGGAAUUAAGAAAUUUUAUAUUAUCUGAUUACGAUGAAUGAAGCUAUUGCCAGAGCUCAGAAAUUGUAAAAGAAGAUAUUCUCCCUAUGUGGUUUUUUAGCCCAUCAUCUCAUAUAUCAAAAUAUAAUUUAUUUGAUGGGAUUGCACAAUUUAUUAGCCAUGUAUUUUUUAUAUAGGGAGACAACUUAUAUAACUUAUUAAGCCAUGGAAAUUAUUCAUUAAAUGAGGUAAAAUUUAUUGUUCUUAAUAGCCUGGGAUUUACUUUUCAGUAUGCAAGUACAGCAAUGCAGAAUUUAGUUGACUGUGAAACUGUUAGGAUACAAGAAAUCGGAACAAAUAUUACGGCGCUUCUGUUCCUAGGGAUAGGUAUUUUGAUGAUUUUUGUGGGGGCGCUAAUUGGGUAUGUGAUUAAUAUCAAUAAAAACUAUGAUGAAUUUUGAAAUUUUAUUAAAAAAGUUUCUUUUCUUUCGUGCUUAGAGCUAAAAAGAGCCUGCAUUGAACGAUUAGUGACUGUUCAUGGAAUAAAUUAUGAGAUUGAUGGAAAUUUUGAAAUGGCUAGGCCUAAGAAAAUGAAUGUGAAAAUAAAAUCGAAAAUUUAUUUAAAAUUUGUAUGGAGACUUUGCAUUAUUUUAGCAAUCUCAUCUGCGUAUUAUACUGUGUCAAAAUUUUACUUAUAUGAUAAGUGUGAAGAAUCCUUAAUAAACAGGCCAAAGCUUCUUCAUAAUAUGGUUUAUAAAAGAUCAUUAUUAUCCCGUAUGAGUGUUUUUGCUAGAGAUUGCACUUCACCUAGCAAUUUGUUAUGAUAUACAAAUUCUUAUGGUUUUAAGAAUUCAAGAACAGAAUAUAACUGGACAAGCAUGGAAUUUAAACACACUAAUUAUGAUAUCAGGCAAAAAAAUUUUUUAAAAUUAAUGUCAGAUGAUAUGAAAAGAAGAAUUUUUGAAAAUUGAGACUCGGAAAAUGCUUAUUUAAAAUUUGGGACCUUUGCUGCCUCAAAUUUGAUGUUUUUAGAUUCCAUAAAUAUAGCUGCAAAAACAGGCUUAAGACCUAUCCCUGAAUAUGCUGCUUAUAUAGGAAAUGUAUCAGCGCUUCAAUAUGCGCUUGAAUCUGAUUUUGAUGAUAUUGAUCAAGAUUCUAAAAAUAUUAUAACUCAAGAAGUAAAUUGGCUUAUUUAUGUAAAUAUAGCUUUUUCUAUAGUUUUGGCUUUGAUUUUUUUGCUGUAUUAUUUGCCUUUUAUUGCAUUUGAGAAAAAGUCUUUGAGAAAGCUACAAGUUUUAGCAUCAGUAAUUCCAAAUACAAAAAUAGAUACUGAUAAGUUAAAAAAUAAAAAAAUAUUGAAGCAUUAG
Blepharisma stoltei is the source of this 5172-nucleotide messenger RNA. The record is from the annotation of a GenBank genome assembly. Lineage: Eukaryota; Ciliophora; Heterotrichea; Heterotrichida; Blepharismidae.